UGCGCAUUAUAGAGCACUACAAAAUCUAUCAACAAGUAAACAACGCAAUCACCUGGAAUAUUAUUAAAUUUAUUUAACAACAAAGGCUGUGAAUAUAAAUAAAUAUAAAAGUCAAUCAUACGCAGGGGCUUAACAUGUAAAUAUUAAUCAACAAACAAAAACAAACCACAUCUUCUGAAAGAAAGAAUUUAAACGAUGUUUAAAAAAUCAAAGCCCAAGGUGGAGCCACCACCCACAGCGCCCAAUCUAGAUGAAAUGCUUGCGGAUAUUGAGACAUUUGAAAUUUGUCAACCAGCUGGGAGCAAGGCCAGUAGCACCGCAGCUCUGGAGCACGCACUGCUUACAGAGCCCGAGAACUUAGCUCUUGAGACUUGGUGGCAAGUGUUUGACGAAUAUGACCAAAAGGUCAAAAAACUGGCUGCGAUGGAAGGCACACUAGAAGCAAAAAAGGAAAAUCUAUUGGCUUGUAAAGUUAAGCUUGAAAAGAAUGCCAAUAAUCUGCGCAACGGUAUCCAAAAGCAACAGAGCUUAAUAAAGGAAAUGGUUGAUUGUUGACAUGUUGGAACAUUAAUUAAUUUUCGUCAAUUCUAUCAAAUUACAAAAAUCAGCAGUUUUAUAUAUCGAUAACUGAUUCUUAUUUCUAUUGUUGACAAACACAUACACAACGUAGGUUAUCGGGUAUGCUGGUAGGCUGCGCUCAGAGAGUAUCGAUACUUGUUACCUGCAGCCGUUUUUUUAUGUGGG
Messenger RNA from Drosophila hydei, 744 nucleotides. RefSeq lists its product as uncharacterized. Bases 196 to 555 code for a protein of 119 amino acids. Lineage: Eukaryota; Metazoa; Arthropoda; Insecta; Diptera; Drosophilidae. The record is from RefSeq and is a predicted model, not a curated record. The transcript has 2 exons.